AUGCAGGCUCGCACGAUCGCGUCCCAGAAGGCCGCUGCGGCCCAGCAGUCUGUGGCCCAAGCGCGCGCUGCGCCCCUGCGCGCCGCGGUGCCCGCGCGCCAGGCCUCCGCGGUCUUCACUUCGUCGAAGGCUGCCGUCCACGCGCGGGGCGUGCGCCAGGUGGCGGCCCAGGCCGCCGGCAACGGCAUGAGCAAGGCCGAGGCCGUCGCCGCGGCUGGCGUCGAGGUCACCAGCAGGCCCAUGCCGCUGGUCUUCGUGUCUGCCGAGGUGGCCCCCUGGUCGAAGACGGGCGGUCUCGGAGACGUUCUCGGCGGGCUCCCGGUCGAGAUGGCCAAGCGCGGCCACAAGGUGAUGACGAUCGCCCCCAGGUACGACCAGUACAAGGACGCGUGGGACACGUCGGUGGUGAUCGACGUGAUGGGCGAGCCGGUGCGCUUCUUCCACACGGUGGACAAGGGCGUGGACCGCGUGUGGGUGGACCACCCCUGGUUCCUCGCCAAGGUCUGGGGCAAGACGGGCUCGAAGCUGUACGGCAAGAAGGCCGGCGCGGACUACGCGGACAACCAGGAGCGGUUCGCGCUCUUUUGCCGCGCGGCCAUUGAGGCCACGCGCGCGCUGCCGUUCGGCCCGGGCGAGAACUGCACGUUCAUCGCGAACGACUGGCACUCGGCGAUGCUCCCGGUGCUGAUCAAGGAGGUGUACAAGCCGGCCGGCUCGUUCACGAACGCCAAGGUGGCCUUCUGCAUCCACAACAUUGCCUUCCAGGGCCGCUUCUGGGCCGACUCGUUCGACUCGCUCGGCCUGCCCGGCGCCGCGAAGAACUACUUCGAGUUCACGGACGGCAACCCGAAGGUGUACGACGAGAAGUCGCCCGCGGCGCCCGACGAGAAGCCCGCGCUCGGCGGCCAGUUCGCCAAGGUGAACUGGAUGCAGGCCGGCUUCCUGUCGGCGGACAAGCUGCUGACGGUGUCGCCGAACUACGCGACGGAGGUCAUGUCGGGCCCGAGCAAGGGCGUGGAGCUCGACGGCGUCAUCCGGAAGGCCGGCGGCAUCGAGGGCAUCGUCAACGGCAUGGACGUCAAGGAGUGGAACCCGGCCAAGGACAAGUACCUCGACUUCAAGUACGACGCGGACACCGUCGUCGAGGGCAAGGCCGUCGCGAAGGCGACGCUCCAGGCCGAGGUCGGCCUCCCGGUCGACCCCGACGCGCCGCUGUUCGGCUUCAUCGGGCGCCUGGAGGAGCAGAAGGGCGUCGACGUGAUGCUCGAGGCCAUCCCCGGCAUCGUCAAGGCCGGCGGCCAGGUCGUGGUGCUCGGCACGGGCAAGAAGACCUUCGAGGCGGCCGUCAAGAAGCUCGACGCCAAGGUGCCGGGCGCGGCGGGCGUGGUCAAGUUCUCGGCGCCGCUGGCGCACGUGAUCACGGCGGGCGCCGACUUCAUGCUCGUGCCCUCGCGCUUCGAGCCGUGCGGCCUCAUCCAGCUGCACGCGAUGCAGUACGGCACCGUCCCCGUCGUGGCCUCCACGGGCGGCCUCGUCGACACGGUCAAGGAGGGCGUCACGGGCUUCCACAUGGGCGCCAUCGACCCCGACGACCUGCUCCCGGAGGACGUCGAGGCCGUCGUCGAGGCCUGCACGCGCGCGAUCGCCGCCUACAAGGACGGCUCCUACCCCGAGAUGUCGGCCAAGUGCAUCUCGCAGGACCUCUCGUGGGCCAAGCCCGCCAAGAAGUGGGAGGCCAUCCUCGAGGAGCUGACCUUCGCGACCGACUCCGCCGUCAAGAAGGGCGAGGUCCGCGUCCCCGUCGCCGCGCUCUAA
This is a messenger RNA of Pedinophyceae sp. YPF-701, 1815 nucleotides long. NCBI's taxonomy places the organism in Eukaryota, Viridiplantae, Chlorophyta, Pedinophyceae. The record is from the annotation of a GenBank genome assembly.